Messenger RNA from Rotaria socialis, 1221 nucleotides. Lineage: Eukaryota; Metazoa; Rotifera; Eurotatoria; Philodinida; Philodinidae. The record is from the annotation of a GenBank genome assembly.
AUGUUAUGGCUAUUAGUAAAACUAAUAACAACAAAUUUAAUCCAUUUUUUGAAGCCCUCUGCUAAUGCAGAAUUCAACGCUAUUAAUUCACGACAAUCACAGCAACAACGCCACACGACAUCAUUUACUACAGCUACAACAAAAGAUGAUUGUUUUAAAUUUGGCUUAUGUUUUUAUUGCAAAGAACCAGGUCAUCGUGCCUUGAAAUGUCCAAAACGACCGCAACAACAACAGUACCAACGUUCAUCAGAAUCUUCAUAUCGAAAAAACGGCCAGUGUUUUCCACAUGUUCAAGAUGCUACUGAAUCGAAUCGACUUAGUCUGCUCAAACAACAAGAUGCUAUUCAUGAUAAAAUAGUACUAGAAAAUGCUGAUAUUGCUACCGAUCCAGUUCGUGAAAUUAGGUCAAUGAUGACAGCAAAAGAUAUCGAUAAAUCAGCCUUGCUAUAUUUAGAAGGGAAUGUCAAUGGAUAUGAUGCACAUGCACUUAUCGAUUGUGGUACAUCACAUAAUUUUAUAUCUGAAGAUUUUAUUAAACGUCAUAAAUUCAAAAUCAGCAAUACUCCACGUGUUUCAGUCACUAUUGCUAAUGGAGUGACGUCAUAUAUAGAUCAAGCAUUGCUGGAUUUUGACUUGAAAUUAGAUGAUUUCAACGACAAAAUAACAUUAGCUUAUGUUUUUCCAAUUAAUUCUAAAGCAAACCACGAUGUGAUUUUAGGUCUGCCAUGGUUAUUUAAAAAUAAUCCUCGUAUAAAUUGGCAAACACGAACCAUCACCAUUAUAAAAAAAAUGAUCGAAAAUAUCUGCUUAAAACAACAUUUUUUCGACAAUAAUAAUGUUUAUGAUAAAUAUGUCAAUGAUGUAGAAUAUACUAAUAAUAUUCUAAUUAAUGCGAAACAACUAUCAAGGUGUAAAAAGGUUUACUUGGUGACGAUUAAAACAACAUCCGAUUAUUCUAUUACUACAGUAUCAUCAACCAAUAAACAACUCAAACAGCUACUCGAAGAAUUUAGUGACGUAUUUCCAGAUGAUUUAAUCGAAUUACCACCAAUACGUGAUAUAGAUCAUGAAAUAAAAAUACUUGAAAAUGUCACACCACCAUCUCAACCGCCAUUCAGAAUGUCACAACCGGAAUUAGUUGAAUUAAAGCGUCAGCUAGAAAUUUUAUUAGAAAAAGGUUUUAUCCGUCCUAGCAAGUCACCAUAUGCUGCUCCGGUUUAA